Messenger RNA from Cuscuta europaea, 1274 nucleotides. The record is from the annotation of a GenBank genome assembly. NCBI's taxonomy places the organism in Eukaryota, Viridiplantae, Streptophyta, Magnoliopsida, Solanales, Convolvulaceae.
CAAUACUGUAUCUUGAACCUAACAGAACAGGCCGUAUCUAAACUCUACUCCCUCCUUCGGCCGCCUCAUUCAUCCGUAGCACCUCUCUCAAGCCAUCGUGUGUUCUUCCGGUGACCAUCGUCCGUGUGGUAUCGACAGAUCUUUGAUUAUUCCGGCUUAAGUAAAACCGAAGAUUCUCAAACCACGUCUACCAUCGUUUCGUGAUUUUGGUUUAUCCCCUGCAUCCUCGUCGUCUUAUUGUGAUUUUCUUGAACGGUUAGAACUCACAAUGUCACGAAGAUAUGAUAGCCGGACCACGAUCUUCUCCCCAGAAGGCCGUCUAUACCAGGUCGAAUAUGCAAUGGAGGCAAUUGGAAAUGCUGGAAGUGCCAUAGGCAUACUGUCCAAAGACGGAGUUGUUUUGGUCGGCGAAAAAAAGGUCACUUCCAAACUUCUCCAGACCUCGACUUCCACAGAGAAGAUGUACAAGAUCGAUGACCACCUGGCCUGUGCCGUUGCUGGAAUAAUGUCCGAUGCCAACAUCCUCAUCAACACAGCCAGGGUCCAGGCCCAACGUUACACUUUCUCUUACCAAGAACCCAUGCCUGUCGAACAGCUGGUCCAGUCGCUCUGCGAUACCAAACAGGGUUACACGCAGUUUGGUGGACUCCGUCCGUUCGGGGUUUCCUUUUUGUUUGCGGGCUGGGAUAAGAACUACGGCUUUCAAUUGUAUAUGAGUGACCCGAGUGGGAACUAUGGGGGCUGGAAGGCGGCUGCGAUUGGGGCGAACAACCAGGCAGCACAGUCAAUGUUGAAGCAGGACUAUAAGGAUGAGAUCACGAGGGAGGAGGCUGUUCAGCUUGCUCUUAAGGUGCUUAGCAAGACGAUGGAUAGCACUAGUCUUACCUCUGAGAAGCUUGAGCUGGCUGAGGUGUUCCUUUGUAAAGGUAAGGUUAAGUACCUUGUUCACUCACCGGAGUCUCUCGAUAAGUUGCUGGUGAAGCUUGGCUUGACCCAACCCACUCCGGAGACCUAAUUAACGCGCUUCAUGCUUGCUGCAUAAGACUUCUUGAAUCAGUCUGCUCUUUAUUUUUAUUUCCAGACUAAACUUGUGUGUUUUUUAGAAGUAACUUCAUAACCGCUGUUCGUUUACCAUUGGCCUCUUGCCUCAUCAUAUUGCUGCUUCAUUUAAUCAGACGGCUGCUCUGUAAUAUAUGCCAGCUCAUGAAGUUCGACGUCUAUGAUGUUUUAGAACGAUCACAUAUAUCUAAUAAUUCUGCAGGUGCUGCUUAAAC